AUGGUUGGACUCCUGCCGUCCUCGCAAAGGCGGUCCCGGCGGUCACAACACCACAUCGGUCGGUCUCUUCUCCUCGCUUCUCUCGUCUUGGGGACAGCAUCUGCUCAGCAGCCUAUCACUGAGGGAGAUGCAGUAGCGAUGUCGGGAGAGCAAUCCUCGCUCUUUCGCAUCUUUGCCUACGCCGGCUUGGUAUGGUAUUGCUUGAUAUGGUCCGUCUGCCUCCUCGGCCUGAGCCUAACACGUCGAUUCGCACGCUCCGAGUCGCCAAGAUCUCCGCUCUCCCCGCCGCGGUCUUCAGCCAUUCUCACAAAUCAGUCGGACAAUUCGGGCAGUCUCGACUCGCUCCUGCAUCGACAGCAGCAACAUCAUGAUCAACAUGCGGAAUCUGUGCCGGGCGUGUCGAUCUUGCGGCCACUCAGCGGACUCGACAGCAAUCUCUACUCCAACCUGUCGUCCUCCUUCACCCAAGACUAUCCUACCUCGCGCUAUGAAGUCAUCCUAUCGCUCCGAAAUGCCUCUUCUGCAGAGUCCCAGAAAGUCCUCAAUGUCGCUCAGAUGGUUGUGGCUGCUCAUCCGAACGUCGACGCGCGCAUCAUCAUCGGCGACCAAAUCGCAGGGGUCAAUCCCAAGAUCAACAAUCUGGUCCGCUCCUAUGCUGCAGCCAAGUACGACAUUGUCUGGGUCGUAGACAGUCAAGUCUGGUCUCCUUCUGGUGCACUCGCGCGUGCCGUCGACGACCUUUGCAUUGAGCCGGCAAAACGACCGAGUCCAUCCCCCAGCUGGUUGCCACGCAAGCCGCACGGCGGGCGGGUGGGUCUCGUUCAUCACGUUCCCUUCGCAGUCCUCCCAAGCACUUCAUGGGGGUCGAGGAUCGAGCGAGUCUUUCUUUCAACGACACAUGCCAAGAUGUACCUUGCUCUUAACGCCCUUACGAUCGAUUCGUGCGUCAUGGGCAAGAGCAACAUGUACCGCAAGUCGGAUCUCGCCUGCGUUCCCGAUUCGUUCUUCAAGGUCUCUGACAGUGGCAGUCAGGGCGAGGAAGGUGCAAUUGGCAGCUUUGCAUUUUCGCAUCAGUCUCAAUCUGCGACACCAACCAGCGUCAGCAUGUCAAAGUCGCCAUCCCAUCAAAGAGGUCAAGCGGGCUCGGAUCAAGAAGAACUUUCCAACGAUCAAGUCAAGAACCUCUCGCGACCAUUGGCUCGAUUCUCGAUCUAUCUCGCCGAGGACAACAUGCUUGCACAGUCGCUGUGGGAUCCACCGCUCAGCCUAUCGCACACGCUGUCCUCGUCUGAUCUUGCCUACACAUCAGUGGGCGACAUUCGCACGCUCGCCGACUACACGCGUCGACGGAUGCGCUGGAUCCGCGUGCGCAAGUACAUGGUGCUCGCACCGACCUUACUUGAGCCGCUGACCGAAUCGAUCCUUUCAGGUCUGGUUGGCUGGCUUGCCUUUUCGACGCUGCUGCUGCCAAUCCUCUCACCCUCUGCUGGUGCUGCACCGAUGUGGAUCCGACUGCUGUUCUUCUGCGUCCACUGCGGUGCAUGGUUCACGGUCGACUAUACGGUGUUUCAGCGGCUGUCGGUGGCGCACGAGUUUCUGUCGUGCAAUCCGGGCGUGGAUCACGCGGACAGCAUGAGCGUCGUCGAGUUUGCUGCUGCGUGGGCGAUGCGCGAAGCUCUGGCGCUGCCUAUUUGGGCGUGGGCCAUUCUGGGCAGCACCGUCUCGUGGCGCAACAAGACCUACCGCAUUCUUCGCGGUGGGCGCGCGGCCGUCGUUUCGAGUGGCUCGAAGGCGGGCUCGAAACGCUCAAAGACCACUUCUCACAAUGAGGAUCUGGAUCCUCUCUUACAUUCAGAUCGUCAGUAG
Molecule: messenger RNA, 1866 nt
Organism: Kalmanozyma brasiliensis GHG001
Lineage: Eukaryota; Fungi; Basidiomycota; Ustilaginomycetes; Ustilaginales
Exons: 1
Coding region: 1-1866 (621 amino acids)
Biological process (GO): glucosylceramide biosynthetic process
Cellular component (GO): membrane
Molecular function (GO): ceramide glucosyltransferase activity
Source: RefSeq, a predicted model, not a curated record